AGUCAUGAACUUUCGGCUAAUCUUACCAUUUUGUUAAAUGUUACGUUUUUCCGUAAUUAAUUUUAUGCCUAAAUUGUAAGUUUUAAAUAUGCACUCUUUAAAGUCCAAAUCUUUAUCUCUUUCUCCUAUUAUAUUCUAUGGGCAGUGGGCCUCUAGCUUCUAAUAGCACCCUUCCUCUGCACUUUCAUGGCCACCUUACCCAUUUAUAGAGAAAGACUCAGAUCUUGAACUCACCAGUUGUUUGCAGAUAUGGGUUUUCAGAUUUGGCUGAAAGGGUUGUGUUUUGUGGUGUCACUCUUUAGUUACAGCUUUGUUUUUGUAAUUUCUCAAACUGUAGUGGCUGGAGAUGGUAGUGUAGUAGAAGGGACUGUUUUUAUAAAUGGAAGAACUUCCAUUGGAAAAAUUGAUGAAGAUUUCAUUUGUGCCACUUUAGAUUGGUGGCCUCCUGAGAAGUGUGAUUAUGGAACAUGCAGUUGGGACCAUGCUUCUCUUAUUAAUCUGGAUCUUAAUAAUAAUAUCUUAUUAAAUGCAAUAAAGGCUUUUUCACCAUUGAAGAUCAGAUUAGGAGGCACUUUGCAAGAUAAGGUCAUAUAUGACACUGAAGAUAACCAAGAACCCUGUAAGCAAUUUGUUAAAAGUACUUCUGAGAUGUUUGGUUUCACUCAAGGCUGCUUACCCAUGUAUAGAUGGGAUGAAUUAAAUGCCUUUUUCAAGAAAUCAGGGGCUAAAAUUAUAUUUGGAUUAAAUGCUCUUGCCGGGCGGUCCAUACAACCUGAUGGUUCUGCAGCAGGGGCUUGGGACUAUACUAAUGCUGAAUCUUUUAUAAGUUAUACUGUCAAAAAGAACUAUUCUAUUCAUGGUUGGGAGCUUGGGAAUGAAUUAAGUGGAAGUGGAGUUGGAACAAGAAUAGCAGCUAAUCAAUAUGCUUCUGAUACGAUCUCUAUGUAUAAGAUAGUGCAAAAAAUUUAUAGUGAUAUCAAACCUAAGCCUCUAAUCAUAGCACCUGGAGGAUUCUUUGAUGCAAAUUGGUUCAAAGAGUUCAUUGAUAAAACAAGAAAUUCUAUUGAUGUGAUCACCCACCACAUUUACAAUCUUGGUCCAGGAGUUGAUGAACAUCUUGUUGAAAAGAUCCUUAAUCCUUCUUAUCUUGAUGGUGAGGCUAAUACCUUUAAUGGGCUCCAAAAUACCCUCAAGAGUUCUGCAACAUCAGCAAUUGCAUGGGUUGGUGAGGCAGGAGGGGCUUACAACAGUGGCCGUAACCAUGUUUCCAAUGCUUUUGUCUAUAGUUUCUGGUACCUGGAUCAGCUUGCUAUGGCAUCAACUUUUGAUACAAAAACAUACUGCAGACAGUCAUUGAUUGGUGGAAAUUAUGGUUUACUCAACACAGCUACUUUUGUACCAAAUCCAGACUAUUACAGUGCUCUUCUUUGGCACCGGUUGAUGGGAAGAAAUGUUUUAUUGGCAAACUUUUCUGGGACCAAAAAGAUACGUGCUUAUGCUCACUGUACAAAAGAAUCCAAAGGAAUCACAUUACUGCUAAUCAACCUAGAUAACAGCACUACUGUCCAAGUGAACGUCGCAUUCAACGGUACAGAGAAAUUGCAUCAGAAACACUGGCAUCACAGAUCCUUCAGAUCUCACCGAUCCUUCAGACCUCACAGAUCUCAUAAAACAAGAAUCAUUCAAAUGCAUGAAGGUUCUGCAAGUAGCACUAGAGAGGAAUACCAUUUGACAGCAAAAGAUAGAGAUUUACACAGCCAAACAAUGCUACUUAAUGGGAAGACUUUAACUGUAAAUUCAUCUGGGGACAUACCUAUCUUGGAGCCUAUAAAUGUAAAUUCAUCAACUCCAAUAAUUGUUGCACCUUUCUCUAUUGUAUUUGCUAACUUGCCAUAUGAUAUUCCAGCUUGCAGGUAGGUAGUAUUAGGUUGGAACUGAAAUUGGUUCCUUAUAGUGAUUUGAUUGAUCCAAUAAAAUAGAGAAUACCUGAAGAUGUCACAUUCUUUUUUCUUGGUGAAGAAUACUAUUGAAGUAAUUAACCAAUCAUUAAGCAAUUAUACCUG
Jatropha curcas is the source of this 2063-nucleotide messenger RNA. It is a transcript of the gene GUS3, whose product is annotated as glucuronidase 3. Gene Ontology annotation, cellular component: membrane; plant-type cell wall. The record is from RefSeq and is a predicted model, not a curated record. Gene Ontology annotation, molecular function: beta-glucuronidase activity. Lineage: Eukaryota; Viridiplantae; Streptophyta; Magnoliopsida; Malpighiales; Euphorbiaceae.